AUGGAAAUUGCAGUUCAAAAGUUCAAAAAUGAAUCAACAAAUCACAAGCUAUAUCUUUACUUCCAGGACUCACAGAGGAGCCCUCUCCAAGUUGCCCGUGCUGCUGAAAAGUUGAUUGAAGAUAAUGAAGUGGAAGUGAUUAUUGGCAUGGAGAGAUGGGAGGAGGCAGCUUUAGUUGCUGAUAUUGGAAGCCAAGCUAAAGUUUCAGUUCUAUCUUUCUCGGCACCUGCCAUAAUACCACCAUUAGCAUCAUCUCGUUGGCCUUUUCUGAUAAGGAUGGCUCACAAUGAUUCUCAACAAAUAAGAUGCAUUGCAGCAGUUAUUCAAUCGUAUAACUGGAGGAGGGUUAUAACAGUUUACGGAGAUUAUGCAUAUGUUGGUGAUUCUGGCAUGUUAGCUCUUCUAUCUAAGGCUCUACAAGAUGGAGCUCUGACAAAACUACUAAGUGGAAAAAUACAAUCUCGGGUUUUUAUCGUGCUCCAGUCAGUGUUGCCUAUGAUGAUUCACUUGUUUAGAGAAGCUAAGACGAUGGAAUUUGCGGGGAAUGACGCGGUAUGGAUCCUUACAUAUACAGUUACAAGUGUCUUGGACAACGUUAACACUUCUGUUAUUUACUCUCGGGACGGUGCCCUAGGAAUCAAGAACUACUAUCAUGAAAAUACUAGUUCCUACCAAAAUAUCCAAACCCAAUUUCGGCAGAAAUUCAUAUCUGAGUAUCCGGAGGAAGGUUACUAUGAGCCUGGAUUUUAUGCUCUAAGAGCAUAUGACAGAAUCGCUACCAUCAUACAGGCCAUGGAGAGGACGUCUAGUAACAAUAGCAGUCCGAAAAUGUUAUUGAAUAACAUAUUAUCAACUAAUUUUGUUGGCUUAAUUGGCGAGAUACAAUUCAAAGCCGGUGAGUUGUCGCGUAUUCAUAUGCCAAGGAUUGUGAAUGUGGUUGGAAGGAGAUACAAGGAGCUAGAUUUCUGGACACCUGAUUUUGGAUUCUCAAACAAACCUGUGGUGACAAAAGGUGAAGCUGAAAAAAGUACGGAUUCCGUAAGGUUGAAAUGGACUGUGAAUUGGUCGGGAGACCUACAACGAAAUCCGAAAGGUUGUUUGAUGCCUAGUAAUGCAAAGCGGAUGAUUAUCGGCAUUCCUGGUAGGACAUCAUUUGAGAAGUUUGUGAAAGUAUCAACAAACACUGCCGGUAAGAAGAAAUAUGAUGGUUUCUGCAUUGAACUUUUCCGUAAGGUGCAAGGAGUUUUGGAGUAUGAUCUGCCGUUUGAUUUUGAACCCUACAAUGGCAACUAUGAUGAUCUGGUGGAUCACCUAUACAAUAAGACGUACGAUGCCAUUGUUGGUGAUGUAACCAUACUAGCCAACAGAUCAGAUAAAGUUGAAUUCACUCAACCAUAUGCGGAAUCAGGAUUGUCAAUGAUAGUUCCGGACAAGUCCGAGGAAUCAACAUGGAUUUUUAUGAAACCUUUUACAAAGGAAAUGUGGUUGGCCACUGGAUCCAUAUUGAUCUACACAAUGUUCGUAGUUUGGUUCUUGGAACAUCACACUAAUCCUGAAUUUAAGGGCCAGUUGAAGAAACAGAUAGGCACAGCUCUCUGGUAUACUUUCUCCUCUCUUUAUUUUGCGCACAGUAAGUGA
Molecule: messenger RNA, 1638 nt
Organism: Dovyalis caffra
Lineage: Eukaryota; Viridiplantae; Streptophyta; Magnoliopsida; Malpighiales; Salicaceae
Source: the annotation of a GenBank genome assembly